AUGACUCAAGAUGCAGAUUUGGUGCAGUUGUUGCCGGCAGGCCAUUCUGUCGGAAGUAUCCGUACUCGUCGUCCACUCAUGUAUGUAUUUUCCGGUGGAAAUGAAGAUGCCGCUUUCUUCUCAGUGAAUGGUUUUUCGAUACUACUUGAUGGAGGUGAUCAGAAGGUUGUCCCAUACUGGAAUUUGAUUCGUAAUUAUGAUAAAAUAUCAGCGGCAAUAGUUACUCGUGUAAGUCCAAAAUGUUUGCAAGGAAUCUCAGCGAUUUUAAUGCGAAAAUGUUUGCAAGAGUGCCAUCCAAAUUUUGGUUCUUUGAUUUGUAAUUUGCCACCUUCAAGCAUAACAUAUGGAGACAGUGAAGCUGCAAAGAUUUUGUACACAAUGCAUGAGGGUCUGCGUGCGGAAGGUCUGAAACCGAUUGAAGCUUUUGCUAGUACAAAGCUAGAAACAAUAACUUUAUAUGAGGUAAUAGGAGAGGGCGCAUUGCGUAUGAUUGUACUAAAUCCAGAACGUGGUUCGAAGGAUCUGACUUCGCUCAUACAUGCUCUAAAAACCGAUGAAAAUAUUGAAAAAUUUGCCGCCUUAACAUCACUAGCACUUCUUUUGGUUUGGCAUCCAUCAGAUCAUACAUUGCCAGUAUCUCGUAUUCUUAUUACUGGCUCCUGUCCACUGGACAAACUUUAUGCAUCGCUGGAAAAAUUGAAGAACGAGGAAUACUUACGUUACUCACAAUUUACGCAAGCCAUGAAAGAGAAAUCAUCGACUGCUCGUCCAGGGAAAAUAAUACGAAAACCUACACCUACAAAAAAUCUCCCCAGUUUGUCAUUUUCGCGUCCUGUGUCGCUGAAAACAACAGUUCAUUCUGCAGCUGGUGAACCUAUGAAAAAAGUGGUUAGACAGCCAUUGGCACCACCGCGACAUGUUGCGAGUGGAAAGAGACCAAUCACUGAACCAGCAAAGGCAUCUGCUACCGAGCGAUGCAAAAAAAAUGCUGCUCAGGAAAUCAAGCUAAUAGAAAAAGGAAAAACGAAAUUAGUUGAUAAAGUUGAAGUAAGAACUCCAAUAGCAAAAAUGGAAGCUCAAAGUUCAAAUUCGGUUUCGACAGAGGUACAGCCUGCUGAGGUGCUGCAAAACCCAAUGGCGUCGACUGACCUACCAUCUUUGAGUAACCCGCAAAACUCAAUAAGUCCAUCAUAUCCCGACCACAUUUUUAAAGUGGUACACUCUUUUGAAAUGGAAAGUAAAAUUCCCACAUCUCCCGAAAGCCCACAAAUCUCCGAUAGUCCACAGAUGCCCGAAAGUCUACAAAUGUCUGAAAGUUCAGUUGACCCACAAAUUUCGGAUGGUAAUGGUUUGCUAGAUGGCAUUGAAGAACCGAUGCAAGUACGUAGAAUUAGUAUGGACUUUUCGAGCGAUGGCAAGAAUUUUGUUGGCGAUUUCAUGGAAGAUGCGGUGGGGAUGCCGGGAAAAGGAUUCGAUUUGUUAAACUCGACACGACCAUCACAGGACACGCCACUACUUGAUUCUACACCGAUGUCGCCAUCAGCACCAUCUCUUGCAGGAGCUGAUGUGAUUCAUGAUUCUUCAGAUGCAUUUGUUUCGAGAGAAAGAAUUGCACAUCAUGAUAAUGAAAUUGUUAGUAAAGCUGCAACGCAUAAUCAAGAAGUUAUGCACAAGGAGAAUUUCCAGGAUAUAUUUGGUGAUAUCACUCCAUUCAUGGCUGGCCUAGUAACGGGGAUUGUUGAUGACUCUUCAACGCUGCAGACGUUGUCGCCAGCCAAUAACGAUGAAUUUGAAAUGCUGAAAUCUUUGACAACGACCGUCUCAUUAAACAAACUCAAUAAUGGAACACCGGAAUCCGUGCAGGACGACAAAAGUGAAGAGAUUGAAAGAACGGUGAUUUUACGUGAGGAGACUGAAAAGAUAUCAUCCGCUAUCAAGCGUGAAGCAUUCCCGACUCGAAGCAGCGGUUCGAGUGACUCUGUUACUGCUCAGCCGGAUCCAGCCCUAGAUGAGGUGAUCGAUUCGCUAGCCGAAGCAUCGGAAAUGGUUGAUAAUGCAAGAAAAACAACAUCUGAAUUAGAGCGUAAUGUUCAAGGCCUAACAACACAAGUAAUCAAUAAUACCCAAUCAGCAACGGAAACCGCUGUAGCAGGUUGUAUGGAACAACUGGCAACUAUUGGAGAUAUAUUUGAUGGACGAGUCACCAAUAUAACUCAUGAUAUCAAUGAUAAUGCUAAUGCGCUUGCGAAUCAAAAUGCCUAUGAAGAAAAACGCGCGGAAGAAAUGUACCUUCCACCGAUGACGAGUACCGCUCGAACACGUGCGAAACCAGCCAUUAAUGGUGUAAAAACUAAGCCCAAACUAUCCCAACCACUCUAUUUUGAUAUUGUUUUCGUCCCACAUCACGGUGCCCAUCCUAUGUUAAAAGAUGAGGAAGCAGCAAAAGCAUUCGUAACUAGUGUUCGAUCCAGACGUUACGUGAUGAGUGGAAAAGAGUCAAUACGAACAUAUUUUAUCGACGGUCUUAUUGCUGGUAAAGCAGCAUGGAAUAAACCAGAGCUUGAGGUGGAUGUGCUUCCAACACAUGAUGUCGAUGAACUGACAUUGUAUAACCGUGAAAAAGCCAAUGAAUUAGCCGAAGCGGGUAUCAGUUUACGUUGCUCGGUUGAGCGCUGUACGCUGAGGCUAUCCAGUGGUAGUACUGAUGAUAUUUGUGCCGCAUUCAAAUUCGAAAUAUGA
Loa loa (African eye worm) is the source of this 2739-nucleotide messenger RNA. RefSeq lists its product as hypothetical. The record is from RefSeq and is a predicted model, not a curated record. The coding region runs from base 1 to 2739 and encodes 912 amino acids. The transcript is spliced from 19 exons. Gene Ontology annotation, biological process: microtubule cytoskeleton organization; regulation of microtubule depolymerization; dendrite development. Gene Ontology annotation, molecular function: microtubule binding; actin binding. Lineage: Eukaryota; Metazoa; Nematoda; Chromadorea; Rhabditida; Onchocercidae. Gene Ontology annotation, cellular component: microtubule; cytosol; dendrite.